Messenger RNA from Striga hermonthica, 1578 nucleotides. Lineage: Eukaryota; Viridiplantae; Streptophyta; Magnoliopsida; Lamiales; Orobanchaceae. The record is from the annotation of a GenBank genome assembly.
AUGGAGAGCAGGGCUGAUUUCAGGUCGAUUCUACCGUUUCUGCCUGUGAUCCUCCGAUCUUCCGCCGUCCUCUGGCCUCCUUCGGUGGUGGAAGCCCUCAAGUCCCUCUCCAAAGGUCCGAUUCACAGCAAUGUCAAUUCUGGUCAACUCUUCGCCCUCGCCCUUGCUGACCUGCGCAAUUCUCUUGGGCUUCACCCUAUCAGCCCCUCCGCUUCACUUGGAUUCUCUCUCUUCUUUGACGAUUUGAUGAAUAAGGAUGAGGCUGAAAACUGGUUUCAACAAGUGGUUCCACGACUUGCUGAUUUGCUGUUGAGGUUACCAGCAUUAUUAGAUUCCCAUUAUCAGAAUGUAUCUACUUCAAACAAGACACCAACUGGUCUUAGAUUGUUGAGAUCCCAGCAGUCGGGCAUUGUGUUUCUUAGUCAGGAACUGAUUGCAGCUCUCCUGGGUUGUGCUUUAUUUUGCUUGUUUCCAACCUCUGAUAGAGGCGCCAAACAUCUUCCACAUAUCAACUUUGAUGAUUUAUUUGCGUGUCUAUAUGAGUUUUACGAAAUGGCUCAGGAAAAUAAAAUAAAGUGCAUUGUUCACUAUUUCGAGAAGAUAUGUUCAAGUAUGCCUGUGGGUAAUGUCUCCUUUGAGCGCAAGGUCCUCCAUUUGAAGAACAGUCCAUCAGACAUUGUUUACCCGGAAGCUGAUUUCUGGAGCAAAUCCAUGGUCCCUCUCUGCCAAUUGGAGGUUCGAAGUACUGGUUUAAUUGAAGAUCAGCCAAAGGAAGCUCUUGAAGUAGAUUUUGCAAAUAAAUACAUCGGUGGUGGUGCUCUGAGCAGGGGCUGUGUUCAGGAAGAAAUACGUUUCAUGAUCAAUCCCGAAUUGAUUUUCAGCAUGCUUUUCCUUCCCUCAAUGGCAGAUAAUGAGGCUAUCGAGAUUGUUGGUCCCGAAAGGUUCUCAAACUACACUGGCUAUGCUAAAUCCUUCCGCUUUUGUGGAGAUUACGUGGAUCAAAAGGAUGUGGACACAAUGGGAAGGCGCAGGACGAGAAUAAUUGCGAUUGAUGCUCUUUGCAACCCAGGAAGGAGACAGUACAGUCUAGAAUGUCUCCUUCGUGAAACUAACAAAGCAUUCUGUGGCUUUCUUAAUCAACGUAAAUUCACAAAUGAACCCACGGAAGUUGCAUCCAUUUCCUCUCGAACAGAUGAAGAAAUCAAUUAUCAGGCAAACCAAGAAAACGAGGGACAAAUGCAUGAGAUUGGUGUUGCUACCGGUAACUGGGGAUGUGGGGCCUUUGGGGGAGAUCCUGAAGUUAAAGUUGUGGUCCAAUGGCUGGCGGCUUCUCAAGCACGAAGGCCAUUUAUAUUAUACUACACAUUUAGUUUGGAGUCGUUGCAGAAGCUUGAUCGAGUGGAACGGUGGAUUUUGUCUCAGGAAUGGACUGUUGGUGACCUUUGGAAUAUUUUGGUGGAAUAUUCGACUCAAAAGCUGAAAGGGGAGACCACCGAUGGUCUCUUCAGAUGGCUCAUUCCAUCCUUAUAUGAUGGCAAUGACGAUCGAAUGGAUGUCGAUGCACCUCACACUACAUGA